Molecule: messenger RNA, 828 nt
Organism: Caenorhabditis remanei
Lineage: Eukaryota; Metazoa; Nematoda; Chromadorea; Rhabditida; Rhabditidae
Exons: 4
Coding region: 1-828 (275 amino acids)
Biological process (GO): embryo development
Source: RefSeq, a predicted model, not a curated record
AUGAGUUCUAUAAAGCUGCUAUCAUUCCCUUUGCUGGUAUUCUCAGAAAUCGUUCGUUCGAUGGGAUUUGUGGAGAUUAGCAAGGAUGCAACUCAACAGAUUAUUCAGUGUAAUUCCAAUCAAUUCGGGUACGGUCUUGUUCAUAUAUUGACACAUUUAGACAAGAUAUUCUAUCGAAUGGAUAUUGCACUUGGAAUUCAACUGAAUACACUGAGGGCUAUGAGAGAGAUACUGUGCCAUCCCAUUUUUAGAAAAUGUUAUUAUAUGCAGUUUCGUGGGGAAAACGAGACAUUGUCGAAUGAGGACUGUGAAUAUCUAUUGCAGAAGACUCAACCAAAGUUUGGAAUCACUAUAUUUUGCAAACUGAGUCCAGAUUUUAAUUACAAAAAGAUUCUUCACUUCCCCCGCAUUCGUGUUCCGAAUCUAGGAAAGAUGCCUUUGGAAGACUUGAAGGCGUUGGAUAGUGAAAUCGCGAAUCUGGGGAAUCAUCAGUUCACAGAAACUGAUAUCAAUGAAUUCCUUCAUCACUGGAUUGAGGGAAACAAUAGGAAAUUGAGACGACUGAAACUUGACGGAUUCAAAGAUACUCCAGAUUGGGAUAUCCUAUUGAAAGACAUUGUUUAUACGGAAUGGAAUCCAAAAGAGAGAGCAAGAUAUUACAAAUCUAAAUACACGCAUACAGAAGAAACUAUCGAUUGUGAGAAUGGAAAGGAUUUCAGAAACAAGGAUGGACAACUGGCUACUGUAGUCUAUCAUUCGGAAUUCUUGAAUUUUCUGGUUUGGCAGGAGAAGGCGCUAAAGUUAUCCCACCGAUUCAACCUGUGUUAA